Messenger RNA from Staurois parvus, 1080 nucleotides. The record is from the annotation of a GenBank genome assembly. NCBI's taxonomy places the organism in Eukaryota, Metazoa, Chordata, Amphibia, Anura, Ranidae.
GAUAGGUACAACGUAUACUGGGAUGAAAUGGAUGGCUCUGAGUAUUUAUAUCAGAGGAAAACAUUCCAGCAGAAGAGAGACUUCUUCCAAAAGAUGGAGGCUCAAGGGAUUCGAGUGAAAUCGCUGAAACCACCUUCUAAAAUUCUACUACCAGCUCCUGUAACAAAGCCAGAAAGUGACAAUGACAGCGAUGAGGAACCUCCAGAGCCACCGGAACCAGAACCACAGCCAGAAAUACCAUCUCCAAAGGCACCACCCAUUGUACCCCUUCCUCCACCUAAAUCAGAAGGUGCUCCAGUAAAAGAGACAAAGAAGGUCGCUGAAGUGAAAUCUGCGCCUAGACGACAACCCAGCAGAGAAAUAAGAGAGAUAAUAAAGAUGUAUCAAAGUCGUCCCCAAGAAGAACCGAAACCCUACGAACCAGUCAGGAGAACAACCCAAACCUUCCUAAAGAAGAAAGACCCCAAAGAAGAGGCCCUGGAGAGACUCCGGAACUCUGCCCCUCCUUCAAAUGGGGCACCACCUCUUCCUCCUCCACUUUUUCCUGCAGAAAAGAGCGAGCCAUCAAAUUCUAUUCGAGAGAAGCAAAAGCCACUUUUAGGACUCUUUUCAUCUGGCUUAAUACCACCAGUCCCAGUUCAGGCUCCAAGGGGUACAGGGCGAACUCUUGAAGGUGACCACACCACUAGGUCAGCUCUCAUCAAACAUAGUGCCAGUGUCUACUUCUCCUACAGUGAUGUAAACUGGAGACUAUAUGUGCGGAAGGAAAUCUUCUAUCCGAAAGAAAAAUUCACUCAUCCAUAUUAUUUGAACCUUCUGUGUGAGCAGAUAAUUCGUGACACAUUCUCAGACUCUGGUUUCAAGCUGUCUAAAGAGGAGAGACAGAAGAUGAAAGACUUCUUAAAUGACCACCAUGUGGGAAGUGAUGCCAGCUCCAUCACAGAAGAGUCUAUUAAGAAACGUAUUGUUAUAGCUGCUCGGGAUAACUGGGAAAAUUAUUUUUCCCGCCUCUUCCCUGUCACAGUUAUCAGCAUGACAGCUGGGAUUAACUGGCUAACAAAUUACCAAGGCUCCAGUUGA